Entamoeba nuttalli P19 is the source of this 300-nucleotide messenger RNA. Its product is annotated as cell division control protein CDC24, putative. The transcript has a single exon. The record is from RefSeq and is a predicted model, not a curated record. The coding region runs from base 1 to 300 and encodes 99 amino acids. Gene Ontology annotation, molecular function: protein binding. NCBI's taxonomy places the organism in Eukaryota, Evosea, Mastigamoebida, Endamoebidae.
AUGGAAAGUGAUGACCAAUUCAUUCAGUUCAUUCAGAAGAAAAUGAUGUUAAUAUCAUGGAUGGAAACUAUUCUUAAAGUACCUAUUAAUCCUGAUUUAUGUAAUUCACUUAAAUCAGGAACAAUUUUAUGUUAUUUAGCAAAAACUAUUGAUGAUGAUCUUAUUCCAGUUAUUCAUGACUCUAAACAUCCAUAUAAACAAUUAGAAAACUUAAAUAUGUUUCUUCAAGUAUGUAAAGAAAUGCACGUUCCAUUAUUAAGAAUUGCAACACACGAUGAUUUUGUAAAAGGGGUUUGUUAA